GCAGAGAUGGUGUCCACCCGAGCCGCUUUGGUAACAAGGUGCUGGCAGACUUCCUGUACCAGGGGGCCUGCACCCUGUCCAUCCAUCUGGAGAGAAGCCGCAUCCAGCAGUCCUACAAGGAGACCCAGGCACCUUCUUCAUGGACCAGUUGGACUCGGCAGGACAGCAUCCCUGCCAUCUCCGAGGCUGACUUUCCCCCGCUUGAACUGGCACUCCUGUAAAGAAAUGUGGGUACAUGCAUAUCGGCAGAAACUUCCUACAUUUGACAGGUGGUGUAAGGAUCAUUUCCUGAGUGACAGCUGCAUGGUCUCAAGUGCCACACCAGUGGUGACAAGCAGCAUUCAGCUGCUGCCAUCUGUGAAGCUCGACACUGCUCAAGAAAAGUCCACUGAUGUACCAGCUGCAUGCAUUCACACUACCAUCAAGUCAUCAGGAGCGUCUGUACCUCUAUCUAAAUAUUACACUAUUGUCUAAGGUGGAAAAUGAGACUUGUAUAUUUUGCUGUAAUGGUUCUGCCAAUAAAAGAUUGAUUAUA
Messenger RNA from Dermacentor andersoni, 535 nucleotides. The record is from RefSeq and is a predicted model, not a curated record. NCBI's taxonomy places the organism in Eukaryota, Metazoa, Arthropoda, Arachnida, Ixodida, Ixodidae.